Molecule: messenger RNA, 1553 nt
Organism: Lolium perenne
Lineage: Eukaryota; Viridiplantae; Streptophyta; Magnoliopsida; Poales; Poaceae
Source: RefSeq, a predicted model, not a curated record
UGCGUGCCAGCCGGGCAGGAGCAGGACCGAUCAACGCCAACUCGAUGGCGCGCUUGCUCUCCGCGGCCGUCGGGACCCGGGGACAGCCCCCGCUUAUCCGCCGCCGCGAUUUCCUGCGACUGCCGUCAACGGGAGGAGGAAGGAGACGACACUCGAGCUUCGGUCUCUAGGUCCUUCUCUGAUUGCUCAUCACUUGGUUGCAGCAGCGAGCAGUCACUCCCGUCACCUCCUUUCCAGCGACUUCUCCCUCCCUGCAUGAUUGCAGGUUCAGAAACCUCCUGUCGCGGCGUGGCGCGCCUUUGCUCUUCUUGCUCCUCCUCCACCUUUUUGGCGCGUCGGUGCGUGCGUUCUUCUUCUGAGCUCGCAGAGAGAUGAGGAGAUCGCCUCGGAGCACAAACUCCAGCUCCAGCGCCAGCAGCCUCACCCAGUACGAUCUCUACAGCUACAAUGCGAGCAACGCGAGGGCGUUGCUGACAUGCUACACGAAGGCCAAGCCGAGGCCCUCCAAGUGGGACGACGCGCACAAGUGGCUGUCCAGGGCGCCCGACGGCGACCACGGCCGCCGCCGGAGCUCUGGCGCCAACGACCGGCUGCUGUUGCCACCGGCGUCGCAGAAGGGGGUCAGCAGGCCCUCCUGGACCUGGAGCAGCGUGGGCGGGGACGUGCCGGCUGCCGAUGCCGGCGCGCUGGACGACGCGGACACGAAGAGGGUAGUGGACUCUGUGCGGGUGUCACGGCAACAGAGGUGCGCGCCCCUGCCCCUGCCCCUGACACUAAGGGAUGUUGGCACGGAGAUGACGCCGGCCGGGAGCAAGGAGCCGUCCAGGACGAACACCCCCCGCGCCGCUCUGCCGACAGCGUCAAGGCGAUCCCAUGUCCGAGUCCCGGCCAAUUCCCCGAGGAAACGUGACGGCGGGUCGCUAGGCGGCGGUGCGGUGGAUCUUGGUGCGCCCCGUGAGAGCACCGAAUGGCGUGAUCCGGCGGCGGGUGCGAGGUGGACGGCCGUGUCUCCCGCGACGGCGUGGGACGAGGCGGAGCGCGCCAAGCAUAUGGCCAGGUACAGGCGCGAGGAGCUGAGAAUCCAGGCCUGGGAGAAUCGCGAGCGCCGGAAGGCGGAGCUGCGAAUGAAGACGACAGAGGUUACGGCGGAGAGGAGGAUGGUGCGGGCGCAGGAGAAGGCGGCGGGGAAGCUGGCCGCGGCGCAGGCGGUGGCCAAGGAGAAGCGCGCUCGCGCCGAGGCCAAGCUGGGCCGGCGCGCCGUGAAAGUCGGCGGGGGCUCACCGGGCUUUCCGUCCAAACUGAAAUUGCUCUCGCUCAAGCUGCCGCUAUUGUGCAGCUGAAUAUCGGGGACUAUACAAUUUGUUGACAUGCAUCCUUGUGUUGGAAACGAUUCAAACAUACACCGCCGGGGAAAGUUCUGUCCAGAAAGUCAACAAGUAUUGUCAUUUAUGAAGUUCGUUUCUAUUAUUAGGCGUUGUUUGAUGGAAAUGUCUUAAAACAACGAUGGAUUUUCUCUAGCGAGAAACCUACUAGCUGUAGCAUAGUAUAGCUGG